Thermothielavioides terrestris NRRL 8126 is the source of this 1381-nucleotide messenger RNA. RefSeq lists its product as uncharacterized. The record is from RefSeq and is a predicted model, not a curated record. The coding region runs from base 93 to 1259 and encodes 388 amino acids. NCBI's taxonomy places the organism in Eukaryota, Fungi, Ascomycota, Sordariomycetes, Sordariales, Chaetomiaceae. The transcript has a single exon.
GCGCCUGCAUUUAGCAGAAACUCACAUUGACGAGAUUAAAUCACUCUGCUCCUGUUGGUGGACACGACAAGCGCCGCAGCGCUGCCACCACGAUGGCGGAGAAAACCAAGGAGCAGAAGUGCGAAUAUCCGGAACAGAGCGCCAGCGUCGAUCCGCAAACAGGAAGCCUGCUCUUCCAGAGACUGCCGCAGGAAAUUCGAAACCUUAUCUGGACUCAGCUCUUCUGUUCUACAAGGUUCACUUUCGGACAAAGGCCGGCCAAGGGCUAUCACAAAGCCUGGUUCAGGCCUGCGGGCAACGGCCUCGCUCUCCUCCGCACCUGUCGUCGAGCGCGGCUCGAGAUUGGCGACUCGUGGCUUCGCUACGUCACAUUUUGCUUCGAGGAUAUUGAAACAAUGCUCGACAGGCUUUCUGCCCGGCCCAUCGAUACUCUCUCAAAGUUACGCCACAUGAGAAUCCGUGGCGACCUUUUCAAGCUCUCCCACUCUGAUUAUGACGUCCAUCACCGUCUUGUCUCCGCUCUCAAGCUCCUUCCAGGCCUGCGGCUUGACCAGCUCACAGUUCUUGGCGGCGGUGCACCUCACGUCUGCUACGAUGCACUCACCGGUCUCAUCAAGCACGGCAACGGAUGGAAUACUCUGCGCUACAUCUGCCACACCUCAGAAAUGCUCGGGUUCCCGUUAGAGCAAAGCAUUUCCCACCCAAGGGAUCGCUGGAAGGCUCAGCCCCAAUACUGGAGGAAGCCCCAACCAAAGCACUGGCAAACCAUCAUGGAAGCUCGCGACGGGGUAGCCUCGAACCCUUCCGUGGUUGUCUACCGAGCCAAGGAGCCUGCCAAGUACGGUUCGAUCCUCGACCCGAGCAGACGGGUCAAAUUCGAACAGAAGCCUCGGCAUGGCCAGAACCUGAGGGAAGACACGUUCCCCGCAGACCCCGAACUGAUGACUGGGGACGAACCAAAGAAAGAGCUGUUGGUCAUCGUGAAGAGGGGCUCCGGUGUCGACUACGAGGAAAAAGAGGACUCGCCGCUCACCGAAGAUGAUAUUCGACGCGACUUUCCGGGGAAGACAUGGGGACAGAUUAGGGCUGAGGCGACCAAGAACCGGUUUCGUUACCGAAACGAAGACGGGGCUUGGCCGUUCGGCCCGGUCGGCGACGAAGAGGAAUAUCCCCCUGAGGUGGAUAGCUACAAGGACGUGGAUGAGUAUGGCUGGCCUCUGUUCCACUCCCACCCCGCUCUACGGCAUUUUGCUCUUUGAACGGGCUGAAUCCGGCCGUCACGGCGCUGGAGAUGGGUCAACGCGCAUAGCCUCCGGGCGCUGGCCUGGUCGGGCUGAUGGCCGGGAGGUUCGAUUGUGAAAGCCGGGGACGGGAGGAAGAU